AUGGCGACAGCACAACCGGUUGUCAUAUCAUUAGCCGAUCUCAAGAGUGGAAACAUCUCUUUUGAAACGCUGCAAGAAGCCUUUGGCCCGGAGUCGCUAGGAAUUCUUGUCGUCAAAGAUGUCCCGGCAGAGUUUCCAGGGUUAAGACACCAGCUGCUGUCAUAUGCCUCGUACAUGGGCAACUUACCAGAGGCAGACUUUGAUAAGUUCACAAACGAGGCUGCCAAGUAUUUAGUAGGGUGGUCUAAAGGUAGAGAAAAACUUAAGGACGGAGGGGCCGACGAAUACAAGGGCUCCUUUUAUGCCAACUGCGCAUUUUACGUAGACCCGUCUUUAGAGUCCGCGAAACCGACGGAACAGUUUCCUCUAAAAGAGUUCCCCGAGUAUUUGGCGCCAAACUCAUGGCCACCCAGCGAGAUGCUGCCUGGUUUCAAGCCUACGAUGGAACAGAUGUGUAGACUCAUAAUCGACACAGCUGUAUUAGUUGCGCGGGCUUGUGAUAGGUUUGCCGAAAAAGAAAUCCCAGGGUACCCUUCAGCUUACUUGGAGAAGGUAGUCAAGUCUUCCUCCACGACGAAAGCUAGACUCCUACACUACUACCCGAUGCCUGAAGAGGCCAUGGUAAAGAGCCAAGAAGAGGAUAAUUGGUGUGCAGUUCACAAGGACCACGGCUGCUUGACGGGCCUAACGUCCGCUAUGUUCGUUGACGAGCUAAAGACAAACGCAAAGGUCCCCAGUUCCAGCGGGAAAGUACCAGACUUGCUACCGACAUUGGAGGAAUUGCCCGCAUCGCCGGAUCCACAAGCUGGACUCUGGAUUAAAGACAGAAAGGGUGUGCCGGUCCAAGUCAAAAUCCCUCGGGAUUGUAUCGCCUUUCAGACCGGCGAGGCACUUGAAAGAAUUACCCGGGGCAAGUUUAAGGCUGUGGAGCACUCAGUAAGGGGAGCGUACGCGAAAGGUGUUGCUCGAAAUACACUAGCCGUCUUCACACAGCCAAAUCUCGAAGAUGAAGUUGACUUGGAUCAGCACAUCACGUUUGGAGAAUUUGCUAGAGGCAUUAUAGCGAAGAAUACCGUUUAA
Daldinia childiae is the source of this 1080-nucleotide messenger RNA. RefSeq lists its product as uncharacterized. NCBI's taxonomy places the organism in Eukaryota, Fungi, Ascomycota, Sordariomycetes, Xylariales, Hypoxylaceae. The record is from RefSeq and is a predicted model, not a curated record. The coding region runs from base 1 to 1080 and encodes 359 amino acids. The transcript has 3 exons.